This is a messenger RNA of Myotis brandtii (Brandt's bat), 2604 nucleotides long. It is a transcript of the gene HDHD5, whose product is annotated as cat eye syndrome chromosome region, candidate 5. The record is from RefSeq and is a predicted model, not a curated record. Gene Ontology annotation, cellular component: mitochondrion. Gene Ontology annotation, biological process: glycerophospholipid biosynthetic process. NCBI's taxonomy places the organism in Eukaryota, Metazoa, Chordata, Mammalia, Chiroptera, Vespertilionidae.
AGGACCAAAGGGUAUUUAUUGCUAACCCCUGAGUUAGCAGCAUCUCUGAUGCCCACCUUUAGUCCUCCUCCUAAAGUUAGAUAUAUUUUAGGCUCAUCUAUUCUUAGUAUAACUAUAUACAAGGACAGAUCAAGGGGUCUGGAAGGGGGCAUCCUACACAUUUAAAGUGGUGGGAACACACAGUUGUGCUUAGUUACCCAACCCCUCUCAAGACAGUUACCAUCUCAGGAUCUUGUCUCAACCACCCUACAAAAUGUGAGUUUGGAGGGAUUACUUAUGCAGUAUAUAGUUUCCCCAGGAAAUAGCACAGAGCCCAGCAGAAAGGAAGAAUAUAGCUAAUAUUUACAAAUACAAGAAUGAACCACUGGCACCCAACAAGCAUUCCUUGAUUGACUGGGUACUUGAACAUCAAAAGAAAGGUUUGCUCUCCCAAACCCUCUUCGAAAUCAAGGUUUAGUUCCCUCCCCGGACGUCAUCAAGGGUUCAGGAAGCUGGGACUUUGGCCUGAAACCUACGAUUCAGAAAAUCAGCAGGUAUGAAUGCCAUGCCAACCGUGAACACCAGCUUGUAACAUUAUGUCUUGUUUAGGAAGAGCAGGACCUUGCGCCUGUUCGCAGCCCAGCUUGCUGCCGGGACACCCGUGCGGAACUACAAAUCCCGAGAGGCCUCGGGCGCCUCCGGCCGCUGAUUGGCUGCACGGCACAGGCGUAGUGCGCGCAAGUGGUGGCCCGAUGGCUGUUCCUGGUUUGUUUGCCGCGGUCCGUGCGGCGCCUGGGCCCUGGCAGCGGGUGGCGUGCGCGGCCGCAGGGUUCCGGGGCCGCUGCCCUGGAAAGGGUUACGCUGUGGGCUCCGCGCAGAUGGAGGAACUGAGUCACAGAGAGUUAAGCGACUUGCCCAAGGGCACACAGCUGAGCCAGCCUACCUUUGGGUUCCUGUUGGACAUCGAUGGAGUGCUGGUACGGGGCCAUACAGUGAUCCCUGCUGCUCUGAAAGCCUUCCGCAGGCUGGUGAAUGCCCAGGGGAAGCUGCGGGUGCCUGUGGUCUUUGUCACGAAUGCUGGGAACAUCUUACAGCAUGACAAAGCCCAGGAGCUGUCAGCUCUACUGGGCUUUAAGGUGGAGCCAGAUCAAGUUAUUCUCUCUCACAGUCCCAUGAAGCUUUUCUCACAAUAUCAUGGAAAGCGGAUGAUAGUGUCUGGGCAGGGACCCCUGGUGGAAAAUGCCCAAGUACUGGGCUUCAAAAAUGUGGUUACUGUGGAUGAGCUGCGGAUGGCCUUCCCUGUGCUUGACAUGGUGGAUCUCCAACGGCGGCCAAAGACCACGCCCCUUCCAAGGAAUGACUUCCCCGCUAUUGAAGGAGUACUCCUCCUUGGGGAGCCAGUACGCUGGGAGACAAGCCUGCAGCUGAUCAUGGAUGUCCUUCUCAGCAAUGGGAACCCUGGGACAGGUCUGGCGACGGCCCCUUAUCCCCAUCUCCCUGUCCUGGCCAGUAACAUGGAUCUUCUUUGGAUGGCUGAAGCCAAGAUGCCCAGGUUUGGCCAUGGCACGUUUCUGCUGUGCCUGGAAACCAUUUACCGCAAAGUGACAGGCAAAGAGCUGAGAUACAAGGGCCUGAUGGGCAAACCCAGCAUCCUCACUUAUCAGUAUGCAGAAGAACUGAUCAGGCGGCAAGCGGAGAGGCGGGGUUGGGCUGCCCCCAUCCAGAAGCUCUAUGCUGUAGGUGAUAAUCCUAUGUCUGAUGUCUACGGUGCCAACCUGUUCAACCAGUACCUGCAGAUGGCGAAGCAUGAGGGGGCAGAGGAGCUGGAGACGAGUGGUCUGUUGAAGCAGCGACCCUCAGCAACCCAGAGCUGUGCCUCCAUCCUGGUGUGCACUGGUGUAUACAGUCCCAAGGUCCUGGGGUCCACAGAGCCUGCUCAGGGAGGAGAGGAGCCUCCCUUCCAUGGGCACCGGGACUUCAGUUUUAGUCCAGGGCUUAUAGAGGCAUCCCACAUUGUGAAUGAUGUGGAUGAGGCUGUGCAGCUGGUUUUCCACAAAGAGGGUUGGGCUUUGGAGUGAGGACUGUGUGUUCCAGGCAGGGUGACAGAGGGUAUCUUGGAGCUGUGGGUGAGUCCCAUUUACUGGUUUCUGGCCUGGAUCACAGGGCAGGGCAUCAUGUCAGGGCCUGCUCCCCAUGACAUUCUUCCUGCUACCCCACAGAUGUGACACUAGUGAUUACUUGGAAGAAGACACUGGCUUUUUCUCCUGCUGAGCAGUAGCCAUAGAAUUGUACCCUGGGUAGCAUUAUGGGUAGAACUGUGAGGAUUUUCUCAGUCCAAUUCCUGUCUGUUUCUCCUGGCAGUCUGACCUCAGCCCAGUCCCUUUACCUCUGUGCCUUGGUGUCCUCAUUUCAUUAGGCUCUUCUGGGAAAAGGGGAGGUAAUAUGUAAUAACAUGGAAAUUUCUACAGGAUCUUUGCCUGCAUUAAGGGAACCAUUGCAUGCCAGCAAGGUGUCUAACACUCAGAUACUACUUUUUAUUGUAUUUCAGCUUAUCGCUCAGAGACUUUUGAACUUAUUUUUUAAAUUAAAAUGAUAAUAAAUAUUCAUCAUGCUAUCUCUUGUGAA